Molecule: messenger RNA, 1182 nt
Organism: Alligator sinensis (Chinese alligator)
Lineage: Eukaryota; Metazoa; Chordata; Crocodylia; Alligatoridae
Product: protein CLN8-like
Exons: 3
Coding region: 283-1149 (288 amino acids)
Biological process (GO): lipid homeostasis
Cellular component (GO): endoplasmic reticulum; membrane
Source: RefSeq, a predicted model, not a curated record
AUUCUUGCCUGGCCUCAACUGUUAAAACAUGUCUAGAUGUAAAGGAGGAGCCUGAAGAUUCAGCUGAAAAUGUGUGCAUCCAUUACCCACACUAUCAUAUUCACUGGGACCUAAGAACAGCAGAAACUUAUCAUCGAUCUCAAACUACAACAGACGGAAAAGAAGAGCGUGUGGUUUCUGCUCUAUGUAAUGAGACGGGCUGAGUUAAACCUAAAGUAAAUCAGCGCUCUUGUGGGUACUUAAAGUUUCUCGCUGAGGACUUUUGAGUUGCAGACAGAAGAAAUGGAUCUUGCAAAUGAAGAUGCAGUGCCCAGCACUAUGUUUGACUGGAACUAUCUUCUCUGGGAAGUUCGUUUAUUUUUAGUAGUAGUUGGCUUUUUCCUCUACUUAGAAGUGUUUCUUCUGUCUCACUUGCUGUCCUCAUGGAUCAGUGUCACUUACUGUACCUUGCCAUCAAAGGAGAAAGUCUUCUGGAACAUGACAGUCACACGUGGUGUUUUUGGACUUCAGAGUUGGGUUUCUGGCUUGUGGGCCUUACUCAUAGAUCCUGUUUUUCAAGCUGACAAAGUAUAUUCACAGCAGAAAUGGAGCUGGUUUACCUGUUUAAUAGCAUCUGGAUUCUUCUUACUUGAAAAUGUAGCCGUUCAUUUGUCUAACUUUAUUUUCAAGACAUUUGAUGCAUUUGUAGUAGUACAUCAUUUCCUUGCCUUUGGUGGCUUUCUUGGUCUUAUACUUAAUACCGAGUCUGGACACUACCUACCCUUGAUGGGCAUGCUACUUGAGAUAAGUACUCCGACCACCUGCAUCUCCUGGCUGCUUUUAAAGGCUGGCUAUUCUCAUACCAUUUUCUGGAAGGCAAACCAGUGGCUCAUGAUCCAUCUGUUUCACUGCCGUAUGAUGCUUACUUAUCACAUGUGGUGGGUGUGUAUUUCCAAUUGGAAUGAUGUGGUGGAAAAUCUUGGACUUCUGUAUUUUAUUGUCUUAUUCCUGGGAUUAGCUUCUGUGUCAAUAAUUCUUAACCCAUACUGGACGUACAAAAAGACUAUGCAGGUUGUCAGUCCGACUGACUGGAACUUUCCACACGCAAAAGUGAAAAAUGGACAAUCUGGAAAGCUGAAUGGUGAAACAAUCCAAAAGAAGAGGAUAUAAUACUGAAACAGCUGGCUGUUAGCAUAGAAGCAA